Messenger RNA from Rhagoletis zephyria (snowberry fruit fly), 1188 nucleotides. Lineage: Eukaryota; Metazoa; Arthropoda; Insecta; Diptera; Tephritidae. The record is from RefSeq and is a predicted model, not a curated record.
UACUAUCAACAAACGAAUCAGUACAAAAAUACCCUCCACUACACUAAUGCCACCUUUACUGCCUUAUUUACCAUUGAAUGUAUGCUUAAGAUUACCGCUUUUGGCUGUAAGAACUUCUUUAAGGACUCCUGGAACACAUUCGACUUUAUCACCGUCUGUGGCAGUGUAGUCGACGCACUGGUCAUGGAGAUCACCCUCAGUGCGUUCAACUUUAUCUCCGUCGGCUUUUUGAGGCUCUUUCGUGCGGCCCGACUGAUCAAGCUCCUUCGGCAGGGGUACACCAUUCGCAUCCUCCUCUGGACCUUCAUACAGUCCUUCAAGGCGCUGCCCUACGUCUGUCUGCUCAUUGCUAUGCUCUUCUUCAUCUACGCCAUCAUUGGCAUGCAGGUGUUUGGAAACAUUGCCAACGUGCCGGAGAUCAAUCCCGGGUCUGCCAUUAACCGGCACAACAAUUUCCGUACCUUUAUACAGGGGCUGAUGUUGCUCUUCAGGUGUGCCACGGGCGAGUCCUGGCAGGCGAUCAUGAUGUCCUGCCUGGGUGGGAAAAAGUGCGACCCCAAGUCGAAGCAGGAAAAUCCGAACAGCUGUGGCUCUGACCUUGCCUUCUACUACUUUGUCACCUUCAUCUUCCUCUGCUCCUUCUUGAUGUUGAAUCUGUUCGUCGCCGUCAUCAUGGACAACUUUGACUACCUGACGCGAGACAGCUCCAUCCUCGGCGCCCACCACCUGGACGAGUACAUUCGCGUGUGGGCGGAGUACGACCCAAAUGCCACCGGGUACAUUCACUACUCGGAGAUGUACGACAUGCUGCGCAACAUGGACCCGCCGCUCGGCUUCGGCAACAAGUGCCCCUACCGGCUCGCCUACAAGAAGCUGAUUCGCAUGAACAUGCCCGUCACCGAGGAGGGCAAGGUGAACUUCACCACCACGCUCUUUGCCCUCAUUCGCGAGAACCUCAGCAUCAAGAUGCGCCCCGCCGAGGAGAUGGACCAGGCGGACAAGGAGCUGCGGCACACGCUGACGAAGCUGUGGCCGCUGCAGGCGAAGAAGAUUAUCGACAAGUUGAUUCCGCCCAAUUUAGAGCUUCGCAAUGGCCGCCUGACGGUGGGUAAAAUCUACGCCGGCUUUCUCAUUCUGGAGAACUGGAAGACGACCCGUUUUGGCCAGAUUCCCGGUGUCGGCCUUUCG